Molecule: messenger RNA, 429 nt
Organism: Vicia faba (fava bean)
Lineage: Eukaryota; Viridiplantae; Streptophyta; Magnoliopsida; Fabales; Fabaceae
Source: the annotation of a GenBank genome assembly
AUGUAUCAACAGAAAACAGAAGGGAUCUUGCUAAUGUGUGCCCUUUUUUGGGUGGAUAGAAAUAAUGGCAUCAUGGAGCUGUGCAAAAAGUUUCCGUUUAUGAUAAAUAGGUCCAUAAUUUUCUUUUGUAUAUUCUGCCAUGUUGGGGCUUAUUUCCUUGAGCUCAAGUGGGCACAUCAGGACCACAUUUCACAUGUGAGGCCUGGGUCAUCAUUUGUUUCAGUUGAUACUUUAUUAUAUGACUUUCUGUUAUUCAGGUACAUUAAGAUUGGCUUAUACCAAUUACCUUUUAACAAUUUAGAAUACAAAACUUAUUUCUUGGUAGAAAAGCAACCCUCCACGCUCAAGCAACUUCUUUCUUUCGUCAGUGAUCUAGCUGUACAAAUCAAUAAUGCCAAUUGUACAAAACUAAAUAAGGUGACAAUGUAA